CCCACCCCCAAAGAACUAUUGUGUUUGUGGAUAUGUGUAAUUUUACUUAUCAAUAAAUAAAUGAAAACAUAAAUGAAAAGUUAUUCUAUAUUUUUGAAUUGCGGGCCGAUUCGCCAACAAUAAAAUGGUGAACGCCGAGUUGCCAUAGACGGAAUCUCGGUCUACCGAAUGAGAUCAUCCGCUUUAGAAACGAAAUAGGCUUGUGAAACGUCAAGACACAUUCAUGUAUUCAGCAGAUUGCGCCUCCAGUUUUCUAUUACCUUUACGUGAAUGUUUGAAGUGGCGUGCAAUCAGGCGUGAAAAAUUCAGAAAUAUAGAUAAUUCACAAAUUGUUUGAUCUUGCAUUAGAAAAAUGAAUGCCGUGUUUGGGAAUUUUCUGAAAGCCAUACCAAUACAGUUAAUGGAAAUAAUAUGGUAGAUAAUCCUCCUGUUUCAUAAAAUACGUAAUGAAAAGGCAACCUUUCUGAACUGUCAAGUAUUGUGACGUUACUACAGAGCACGUGCGCACGCGCAACGCAACUUCCACGAUCUUUCAACAGAUGGAUAUUUGUCGUAUAGGUAUAACCUCGUGCGUCAGUUCAGUUCAGUUUCUGGUCAUCGUUGCAGCCUGACCAUACGACUGUGAUAGUGCCUCCGGAACCCAAUUCUUUUACAAUAUCUGAUUCUAUAUUUUCUACACUGACUAAUAAUUCGAGAAUAAAGUAUCACAUCAUGGAUCAUCACAGUGCUCAGUUAAUGGAAGACAUAGUAUUGGAAGAUAGAAGACCACCAAAGAGCAAUAGCAAAAAUACUUCAACUAAGAAGUCAACCAAGGACACCGGUAAAAUACAGAAUGUUCCAAGGACCAGUGUGCCCACGCAACGAGUCCCUGAUAAAUCGAAUAAUGUGCCAACGAAUCUUAAAGUUGAAAUGCAAAUGCUGAGAAUUACAGACGAUUCAGAAAGGCAACUUUAUGAAACGUUGAAACACAUAUACGGCACUAAAUUCCGACUUGCGGAUGCCUCAGAAUUCAAGGACCAAAAAUCAAACUUGGGCAAACAAUAUUGGAUGGAACGUGGAAAUUUGGUAAUAAAAGGUGUUGUUGAUUAUUCUUCCAAAGAAAAUACUCCCAAGACUCAUGAACAAAUCACCAGACAAUUUGCAACUUCGAAACUCGAAAGCUACAGCUUUCACACAUCACAUUGCAUCGAAGCAUUGGAACAUGCGAAAGGAAAUGUCGGAAGUGCGUUAGAAAUAUUGUUUUCAAAGUACUACGGAGUAGAAAAUCUACAGCGAAUGAAUAAUAUUGAAGAUAUAUCCAAAGACGAAUUACUUGAGAGACAAAACGAUGAAAAAAUGGCUCUCGAGUCAAUAUAUGGAGAGUCGUUUGUUGAGAAAAUAAAAAAUCGAAUUUGGAUAAUCAACUUGAAACUAGACUAUCUGGUAGAAGAAAAAAAAGAUAAGACAACAGUCUCAAAACCUGUCAAGAUAGAUAAAAAUAUUUGUCGUUUAUUCGCCAGUGGAAGUUGCAGGUUUGGUAACAAGUGUAAAUUUGUGCACAGACAACCUGACGUCGUUCAACAGACUAUACCAAAGGAUGAUGCUCUUUUUACUUUGGAAAUAAGAUUUCCAGAUCAUCUGAUCUACCCCUACGAUCCGCCAUACUUUUAUUUUUACAAGAAUACGCCUCCUUAUCCAAAGCUAAACUGUUUACGAAUAGCAAGACGUCUUUACAAUGAGGCAUUGGAGCACUGUGUGGAUGGUGCUCCGUCAAUAUUUUCAGCAGUAUCUAUAUUAGAAAAUGAGUUUGAAAUCCAGUCAUACUUGGUAGAAAGUAAGGAGCAAUUCUUAGACAAAGAUGAUCCACUAUUCCCAAAAUCGAUAAACAGCGAACAUGACCAGCAUAUACCGACACACUACAAAAAAGGGUCUACAAAUAGACGAAACAGAGACAAUGUAUCGUGGAAAGAAAUUUCUAAACAAGAUGACGAAAUAAGAACUAAAUUCAUGGAGAAGCAGAAGAGUCCAAGGUACCUGAAAAUGAAGGAAGCUCGAAGAAAACUGCCUGCUUGGUCAAAAAUGAAUGAAAUCUUAGACACUAUUCAUGAAAGUCAGGUGACUGUGAUUUCUGGUGAGACCGGGUGUGGUAAAAGUACUCAGGUGCCUCAAUAUUUACUAGAUGAUUGGAUAAUUAAUAGAUCAGAAACAAACAGAGAGCAUGUCGAAAUAGUUUGCACACAGCCUCGUAGAAUCAGUGCUAUUGGAGUUGCGGAAAGAGUGGCUGCGGAACGAGACGAUCGUAUAGGAAACACUGUAGGAUAUCAAAUACGAUUAGAAAGUAAAGUGUCUUCCACAACAAGAUUGACCUUUUGCACAACAGGAAUCUUGUUGCAAAGGUUUUCAGGAGAUCCAGAUCUGUCUUCUGUGACUCAUGUCAUUGUAGACGAGGUACACGAGAGAAGUGCUGAAAGUGAUUUUUUGUUAAUGUUAUUGAAAGAACUGCUCUCCAAGAGGCCGGAUUUGAAGAUUAUUCUCAUGAGUGCCACCCUCAAAGCUGAUACAUUCUCAACUUACUUUGGAAAUACUCCUACUUUGGAUAUUCCUGGAAGAACUUUCCCUGUCGAGCAAAUUUUCCUAGAAGAUAUUCUGGAAAGAACUGGCUUUGUAGUUGAAGAGAAUUCACGGUUUACUCGAAGGAUCAAAGGCGGGUUUGAAAAACUAGAAACUGAAUUAGAAUCCGCUGAUGUUGAAGCUAUGGCUGGUGUCUACCCCAAAGAUAAUAUAUUAGACGAAAAUCUGGUCCUUGCCCAACUCAUGGCAAGAUAUGAAGGAUAUUCGAAACAAACUUACAAGAAUCUGUACAUCUUGGAUCCGGAGAAAAUUAAUUGUGAGUUGAUUGAAAAUGUUUUAGAAUGGAUUGUCAGCGGAGACCAUGAUUAUCCAAGGACUGGUUCAAUACUGGUAUUCCUACCAGGUAUUGCAGAGAUAAUGUCACUGAAAGACGCGCUUCAUAACAAUAAGUCACUAUCGCCAAAAAGUGGAAAUUUUAUUAUCGUACCGUUGCACUCGUCUCUAUCUAGUGAGGAUCAGAGCUUAGUGUUUAAGAAAAUGAAAGAUGGUGUUAGAAAAAUUGUUCUCAGUACAAAUAUAGCUGAAACGUCAGUAACGAUAGACGAUUGCGUGUUUGUUGUGGAUACAGGAAAAAUGAAGGAAACGAGAUUCAAUUCAAAUCAGAAUAUGGAAAGUUUAGAUAUGUGUUGGGUCUCCCGAGCAAAUGCCAUGCAAAGGAAAGGACGAGCUGGCCGAGUCAUGCCAGGAGUCUCCAUACAUCUUUAUACAUCACACAGAUUUAAACAUCAUUUCUUGGCACAGCCGAUUCCGGAAAUAUUGCGAAUAGCUUUAGAAUCUUUGCUGUUGCGAAUCCAAAUCAUGAGUAAAGGAAAAGUAGUUGAUCUUCAUGAUAUACUGAGCAAAGUGCUGGAGCCUCCAUCUGAGGACAGUAUUUCAGAUGCAAUAAAACGUUUACAAGAUGUAGGAGCUAUAGCUCCAGAUUGUAGUUUAACUCCAUUAGGUCACCACUUAGCUGCCUUACCCCUCGACGUUCGCAUAGGAAAACUAAUUCUUUUCGGAGCUAUUUUCUGUUGCGUUGACUCUGCAUUAACAAUUGCAGCCUGCUUGUCCCAUAAAAGUCCUUUUGUUGCGCCAUUUGACAAAAAGCAUGAACUUGAUGCAAAGAAAAAGGAUUUUGCUACAGCAAAUUCAGAUCAAUUGACUAUUCUAAAAGCUUACAAGAAAUGGCUAGAUGCUUGUUCACAUAGCUCGUAUGCGGGUCAAGUUUUUGCUAACGAGAACUAUUUAUCUACGAGAACACUACAAACAUUAGCUGAUGUUAAACAUCAACUUUUAGAACUUCUGGUAUCAAUUGGCUUUGUUCCGGUCGAUGUAGGAAGACGACGAGCAGGAGAUGACAGGAUCUUGGAAAUAACGGGACCAGCAAUGAAUUCGAACAACGAAAAUUAUAAAUUGCUACAAGGACUUUUGUGUGCUGCCUUGUACCCAAAUGUAGCCAAAGUUUUCACGCCAGAAAAAUCAUUUCAACUACAAUCAGCUGGCGCUAUACCAAGACAGCCCAAACCAGAGGAGUUGAAGUUUAAAACUAAAGAUGGAUAUGUGAACAUGCAUCCUUCUUCGGUCAACUUCACAGUCGGUCACUUUUCUAGCCCAUACUUAGUUUUUCAAGAAAAAAUUAAGACGAGCAGAAUAUUUAUAAGGGAAGUAUCAAUGGUACCGAUGCUGGCGUUAGUCUUGUUCUCUGGCUAUGGUAUCGAUAUAGAGUUACACAAUGGAACUUUCAUCUUGUCACUAGAAGAUGGCUGGAUAAUGUUCAGCGUUGAAUCGCACAGGGUUGCUCAACUGUUGCAACGCAUGCGAGUUGAAUUGGUUAAACUUCUCGAAGAAAAGAUGCAGGACCCUUUAUUGAAUCUGGUUCACCACUCGAAAGGAAAAAAAAUUAUUCAAACCAUCGUGAAUAUAGUAACCAGAGACUAGACGUUCUAAGUAUCAAAUAAAUUAUUUUUAAUAAUAUUCCUCACGUUUAAUUUUAAAACCGCUUAAAUUUUUUAAUUGAUUUUGACUUUGAUUUUCUCAGAUUUCAUGAAAUUUGAUUGAAUUCAUUCGACGUAUCUAUACCUACUUAAAUGGAUCGUAUUUGUGUUAUAGAUCUAUACACGCAUAUCUGCACACUUAAAACUUGUGACAAUUAUUCGACAAUGUGUCCUAAAACUGUAAAAAGGCAUUGUAAAUAUUCAUCAAUAUUAUCUAUACGGAAUACCUGGAAAAUAAUAACGGACAGUGAACUAAAUAAUUCAGAGAGAUAAAUAUAUUUCAAAUAUGUUUACAAAAAACAGAAAAAAUCGUGCAUUACCGUAGUUAUUGCUGGAAGCCCAUUUACUUCUAAUCGUUACCUCUGUACACAUUAUAGUAUCCGUAACUAGUGGAGUGCUACAUAGUUGACAAAUUAACAUAUGUGAUGCUGAAUAUUGAUGUAAGGUUUAUUAAAUCUUUAAGCAUGUAAGCUAUAACAUGAAACUUAGAAUUACACAGAUGACGGAGGAUGUGGCGGAUGAGGAGGAGGAGGAGGAGGAGGUGGUGGUGGUGGUGGUGGUCCCCAAGCAUGUGAGGGGGUGGAUGAGAAUCUGGUCGUGAAUAUUGAUGUAAAGUUUAUCAGAUCUUAAGCAUGUAAGCUAAAACAUGGAAUUUAGAAUUACAUAGAUGGCGGAGGAGGUGGGGGAGGAGGAGGAGGUGGUGGUGGUGGUCCCCAAGACAUAUGAGGGUGUGGAUAAGGA
Neodiprion fabricii is the source of this 5324-nucleotide messenger RNA. Its product is annotated as putative ATP-dependent RNA helicase DHX57. Gene Ontology annotation, cellular component: intracellular anatomical structure. The record is from RefSeq and is a predicted model, not a curated record. The coding region runs from base 712 to 4527 and encodes 1271 amino acids. Lineage: Eukaryota; Metazoa; Arthropoda; Insecta; Hymenoptera; Diprionidae. The transcript is spliced from 12 exons. Gene Ontology annotation, molecular function: metal ion binding; RNA binding; protein binding.